GACUUGAGUACCUGCUCGUGGAGUAGACCAUGUGAUUAGCAAAAGAAACAGGGGAACCAACGAGAGGUAACAUCGAGAAGUAAACACCCGUUCAAGCUUUUGGAAAACCCGCGAGGCGAGCCAGUGAAAAAGCGUAGAUGUGAAGCAAAACAACUGCAAGAACGAGAAGUGGGUGGCAGCGAAAGAAAAAGAAAGAAAAAAAGAAAAAAAGAAAAAAAAAAAAAAAGAGGGAGAACAGGAAGCAAAUCCAGCUACACAGAAAAAGUGUCGAGGUUACCUAUGUGUAGCCGAAUGAGAUCCUGCGUGCAAAAUCGUUUUGCAAGGAGCAGGCAUUGCUUCAUGGCGCAGAAAAGAAUGUUGAAAACCUAAAUGUGAGUAGGGUGAAAUGAAGCAACUCAUAUUUCGACAAGUCGCCUUCAACUGCUCCUCAACUUACUCCUCGGCCUUCUCCCAUCCUUCCCCAAUGCUGUGCUACCUGCUUCUUUGGCUCCGCACGAAUACCUAUCUUCUUCUUCCUCCUUCUCGCCCUCCUCCCGGGCCUCAUGUACUGAUGUCGGCUUAUGCUCGGCCGGUGAGUAGGUAGGCAAUAUAGAAAAUCAAGGGCGUCGGUCCCUGACUGAGGAACUGAUGCUUUGCCCCUGCUGGUACAAUUACCAUAUCGCCUGCUUUGACCGUCUAUUCCUUGCUUUCAACCUGGGCGGGGCCGACGCCCGAGGUAAAGGUGAGAAUUUGGUCCCAGGUAUGCAUCUGUUGCAUCCGUUAGAACUUAUUGGCCGUUCUAAUGGUAUAGCAUCAUACAACAUGUGAGAUGCUCAUCUCCUCACUAACAUCUCCACCCACGGGG
Molecule: messenger RNA, 844 nt
Organism: Neurospora hispaniola
Lineage: Eukaryota; Fungi; Ascomycota; Sordariomycetes; Sordariales; Sordariaceae
Exons: 1
Coding region: 386-583 (65 amino acids)
Source: RefSeq, a predicted model, not a curated record